AUGCCUCUGAGUGCGACAAUGGUCGGAGCUUUGCUGGGUCUCGGUACCCAGAUGUACUCCAACGCUCUCCGCAAGCUCCCGUAUAUGCGCCAUCCGUGGGAACAUGUGGUGGGUAUGGGACUUGGAGCUGUGUUCGCGAACCAGCUUGUGAAAUGGGAUGUGAAGCUCAAGGAAGAUCUCGAUGUCAUGCUCAACAAGGCUAGAGCUGCUAAUGAGCGCCGUUACUUUGAUGAAGAUCGGGAUUAG
This is a messenger RNA of Microthlaspi erraticum, 246 nucleotides long. The record is from the annotation of a GenBank genome assembly. NCBI's taxonomy places the organism in Eukaryota, Viridiplantae, Streptophyta, Magnoliopsida, Brassicales, Brassicaceae.